GCUUCUUCAACAGCGACAAAAGGCUUCUGAUUCAACCACCGCGGUGGUUUGCUAGCGAACAUAAAACCUAAACAUUGAAGCGCUUUAGACCAAUCUUGUGUAUAUUACUCUUAGUGUUUUAAACAUAAUUAUGUUUACCUAUCUACUAGUUCAUUUAAACGUAAUUUGCUUGUUAAAUUAGCAAAUGUGUUAAAUUGAUACUGCGCUAGGCUAAUCGCCCUGAGCAUGAACACACUAAACUAGACGAAUAAAGAAGCUCUUAUGAAAGAAGAGAUAGAAGCUUUCAGAAUGAAAAAGGAGGAAGAGGAGACUAUCACAUUGAAAGAAGAAGAGGAUGAUAUUACAGUGAAAGAGGAAGAUGGGAAAGAGGUUGUUAGAGUGGAAAAAAGGGUAGAAGCUUUCAGAAUCAAAAAGGAGGAAGAUGCCGUAACAUUGAAAGAAGAGAAUGUAGUGAAAGAAGAGGAAGAACCUUUUGGAGUAAAAGAGGAAGAGGAGGCUAUCUCAAUAAAAGAGGAGGAGAUUGAAGAUCUGAUUAACACCAGAGAGAGACGUGACUAUCGUGGAUCCUCUGGGGAGCCUCAACAACAUCCUGAUGCUGACGAGUCAGAGAAGAGUCUCUCCAGAUUAGAACACCAGAUGGAGAAUGUUAGCCUGCCCCCUUCCACCUUACUGCUGGGUAUGAAGAGGUUGUCUGUGCUGCUGGUGGACUGCAGGAAAACAACGGGGCUGAGUGGAACUGUGAGAGGAGGAGAAGAGAAGAAAGGAUCAGAUUUGACUCAUCAAAGAGGAAAACCAAACUUGGAACCGGAGAUGUCCAAACCAGCAAGACGACACCUCUGCUCCCAGAUUGGAAAGAGUUUUACCAAAUUAGGAAGCCUGAAAAGACAUGAGAGGACACAAACAGGAGAGAAGCCAUACAAUUGCGCACAGUGUGGAAAGAGUUUUAACCAGUUAGGAAAGCUGAAAGUUCAUGAGCGAAUACACACAGGGGAGAAGCUUUUUCAUUGCACCCAGUGUGGAAAGAGUUUUAACAAGUUAGGAAACAUGAAAUCUCACGAGCGAAUACACACAGGGGAGAAGCCUUACCACUGCUCCCAGUGUGGAACUAGGUUUACCAAGUUAGGAAGCUUGAAAAGACAUCAGAGGACACACACAGGGUCGAAGCCACACCAUUGCGCCCAGUGUGGAAAGAGUUUUAACCAGUUAGGAAACAUGAAAUCUCAUGAGCGAAUACACACAGGGGAGAAGCCUUUCCAUUGUUCUCAGUGUGGAAAGAGCUUUAGCCAGUUAGGAAGCCUGAAAGCUCAUGGGCGAAUCCACACAGGGGAGAAACCUUACCACUGUUCCCAGUGUGGAAAGCGUUUUAACCGGUUAGGAAAGCUGAAAGAACACAUGAGACUGCACACAGGGGAGAAGCCUUACAAAUGCUCAGACUGUGGGAAGACAUAUUACUCAUCACAGUCACUAAAAAGUCAUGUUAAAAUCCACACAGGAGCAGGUACCUAUGGUAGCGGAGUCGAGGAGCUCGUCCAGGAGCACACGGCGUUGAUUCACCAUCUCGGCACCGCCAUGGACCGUGUCGUCCAGACGAUGGAUCGCUGGGAGAGACAGGGAGGUCCUCCAGUACCUCCCCCAGCACAACAGGGGUCCUCACUACCCGUCCCUCCUGUGCGCACGGUGGAGACCUGCACCUCCCAGCUCCAUAGGCACCGAAGCGGUGGUGCUGGGAAUGGGAAUCGGCAGAGCCCUCUCUGGCGUCCGCGGGUGACCAGCAGGUUAUCCGGUUCCAGUGGGAUGCGUCUCGCCCUUCCCGGGGAGUAUGAUGGGUCGGCGGCACGGUGCCAGGGCUUCCUGUUACAGCUGGACCUCUACCUGGGCACCGUUUAUCCUGCUCCCUCGGGAAGGGAGAGGACAGAGAAAGAAGCUCUGAUGAAAGGAGACGAAGAAGCUUUCAGAAUGAAAAAGGAGGAAGAGGGGGCUAUUACUUUGAAAGAAGAAGAGGAUGAUAUUACAGUGAAAGAGGAAGAUGGGAAAGAGGUUGUCAGAGUAGAAGAGGGCAAUGUAGAAGCUUUCAGAAUCAAAAAAGGGGAAGAUGCCAUAACAUUGAAAGAAGAGGAUGAACCUUUUGGAGUAAAAGAGGAAGAGGAGGCUAUCUCAAUAAAAGAGGAGGAGGCUGAAGAUCAGAUUACCACCAGAGAGAUACAUGACUAUCGUGGAUCCUCUGGGGAGCCUCAACAACAUCCUGAUGCUGACGAGUCAGAGAAGAUUCUCUCCAGAUCAGAACACCAGAUGGACAACGCUAGCCCUUCCUCCCUCUCGGAGUCCCUGUGUCGUGUCUCUCCCAGUAGCGCCUUACUGCUGGGUAUGAAGAGGUUGUCUGUGCUGCUGGUGGACUGCAGGAAAACAACGGGGCUGAGUGGAACUGUGGGAGGAGGAGAAGAGAAGGAAGGAUCAGAUUUGACACAUCAAAGAGAAAAACCAAACUCUGCGGAACCAGAGACUUCCAAACCAGAAAGACAACACCUCUGCUCCCAGAUUGGAAAGAGUUUUAUCAAGUUAGGAAGCCUGAAAGGACAUGAGAGGACACACACAGGAGAGAUGCCAUACCAUUGCGCCCAGUGUGGAAAGAGUUAUAGUCAGUUAAGAAGCCUGAAAGCUCAUGAGCGAAUACACACAAGAGAGAAGCCUUACCAUUGUUCCCAGUGUGGAAAGCGGUUUAGCCAGUUAGGAAGGCUGAAAGAUCACGAGCGAAUACACACAGGGGAGAAGCCUUACCACUGCUCACAGUGUGGAAAGAGUUUUAACCAGUUAGGAAACAUGAAAAGACAUGGGAGGAUUCACACAGGAGAGAAGCCACACCAUUGCUUCCACUGUGGAAAGAGUUUUACGGAGUUAGGAAAGCUGAAAGCUCAUGAGCGACUACACACAGGGGAGAAGCCAUUCCGCUGCGCCCAGUGUGGAAAGCGUUUUAACCAGUUAGGAAACCUAAAAUGUCAUUUGCGUAUACAUACAGGGGAGAAGCCUUACCCCUGCUCCCAUUGUGGAAAGAGUUUUAACCAGUUAGGAAACAUGAAAUUCCAUGAGCGAAUACACACAGGGGAGAAGCCUUUUUAUUGCUCCCACUGUGAAAAGAGUUUUACGGAGUUAGGAAAGCUGAAAGCUCAUGAGCGAAUACACACAGGGGAGAAGCCUUACCACUGCUCCCAGUGUGGAAGUAAGUUUGCCUUAUUAGGAUCCCUGAAAAGACAUAAGAGGGUACACACAGGUGAGAAGCCAUACCAUUGCGCCCAGUGUGGAAAGAGUUUUAACCAGUUAGGAAACAUGAAAUCUCAUGAGCGAAACUCACACGGGAGAAGCCUUUCCAUUGCUCCCACUAGAUAGAGUUUUACAGAGUUAGGAAACCUGAAAGCUCAUGAGCGAAUACUGAUGAUGUUAGAUCAAUGUAGAAAACUGAUUUAGAUUUGCAAAAUGCCAUCAACAUUAUUGUGUCUUUGGCAUCAUUAAACUGAAGACUUAUUUUUUUCAAAAGUUCUCUGUAAUUAUUAUUACGUGAUUAAACUAACUUAAUAAUGUAACUGUAAU
Molecule: messenger RNA, 3582 nt
Organism: Salmo salar (Atlantic salmon)
Lineage: Eukaryota; Metazoa; Chordata; Actinopteri; Salmoniformes; Salmonidae
Biological process (GO): regulation of transcription by RNA polymerase II; embryo development
Cellular component (GO): nucleus
Molecular function (GO): RNA polymerase II transcription regulatory region sequence-specific DNA binding; DNA-binding transcription factor activity, RNA polymerase II-specific
Source: RefSeq, a predicted model, not a curated record